Molecule: messenger RNA, 1290 nt
Organism: Pyrenophora tritici-repentis Pt-1C-BFP
Lineage: Eukaryota; Fungi; Ascomycota; Dothideomycetes; Pleosporales; Pleosporaceae
Source: RefSeq, a predicted model, not a curated record
AUGGUUUUAGAGGCCUCUCAAUCUCCCUCUAGUUUGAGGGUCAUAUCUCUCAAUUGCUGGGGUCUCAAGUUCAUCUCUACCCUCCGCAACGAACGUCUCACAGAAAUUGGAGUUCAGAUCGCCGCUGCAAGCCCCCGGCCAGACAUUGUCGGCUUGCAGGAAUGUUGGACACAACAAGACUACAAUGUUAUUCGGGAAAAGACACAACACAUACUGCCCUACGGAAAGUUCUACCACAGCGGAAUCUUCGGCGGUGGGCUUGUUAUACUAUCACGAUGGCCAAUUAUCGAAAGCAACAUGGUGCGGUAUCCACUAAAUGGCCGGCCUGCUGCAUUCUACCGUGGAGAUUGGUUUGUAGCACAAGCAUGGGAGAUUACCAAGCUUAUGCGAGGAGCAGCCGAGCGGGGACAUCUCGUCAUUGGCAUGGGCGACUUCAACAUGGUGCCCCUAUCUCUCGCGCACCGCAUCAUCGAAACGCAUUCACCUGUCCGAGACGUAUGGCGCAUACUCCACCCCGAGUCCUCGAUUGGCGCCGCCAAGGAUAAAGUCGAACAAUUACGCGGCGUACCGAUGCCAUCUGCGCAGUUCAACAUGACCGUAAAUGGAGCGACGUGCGAUAGCGAACUGAACUCGUGGCGGUGGAACAAGCAACAGCAGAAGCGUCUUACCAAAGGUGAGAAUGUGCAAAUAGAUCCUGCCGUGCCAGACCCGAACGCGAAGCGACUUGAUUAUGUCUUCUUUAGCAGCGGAAGAUACCACAAUCCAGAGACAAAGGAGGAGACUGCAGAGUGGGAGCUCAAGGAAGCAAACGUAGGUAUGGAGAUGCGCCAUCCCACGCUACACUGCUCGCUCAGCGAUCAUUUCUCCGUGGAGGCAACCUUGACGAGGAGUGUUGUUGCGCCCUCCGCCGUUGAACUGCCUCCUUCGGCACUACCUGAACGCUACCUGCCCAUUGAGAUCUACGACGAGAUUUUGGCGACGACACUCAAGUACCAAGUUCGGGAACGUAUACAGCGUAAGCUACGCAUAGGCCACUUCUUCUACCAGCUAUCCGUUUCCAUCGGGUGUCUCAUCGGCGUAUGGUGGGCACCGAGGAACUACGUUGCCUUCAUACUGAUGCUGUUGAGCACUGUCGGGCUCAGCGUAGGCGUCAUUGAUGGAUUGAUGGGCUUCUUGUUUGUUGGUAGUGAGAUCAGAGCACUCAAAGAGUUUGAGUGGGAGGUCAGGAAUACCAGAGAGCGGGCACUGGCAAAGGCAAAGGCGGCAAAGACGAGCUCGGAGGGGAGAUGA